This is a messenger RNA of Cannabis sativa, 2378 nucleotides long. RefSeq lists its product as uncharacterized. The transcript has 6 exons. The record is from RefSeq and is a predicted model, not a curated record. Lineage: Eukaryota; Viridiplantae; Streptophyta; Magnoliopsida; Rosales; Cannabaceae. Bases 493 to 1734 code for a protein of 413 amino acids.
AGAAAGAAUUGUUUCUUUCUCCUCCGUCCGUCGAGAGAGUAGUGAGUUAAUUUCUCUCUCUUCCGCCAUAGCUACCUUUUAUACAUUCUCUCCAUAUAUUCAUUCAUUCAUUCUCUCUCUCUCUCUCUCUCUCUCUAAUGUGAUUUUACCAUUUUGCCCUUCUUCGACACCUAGAAAGAGAUCCCUCAGAUCCAUUUUCAGGGUUUUAUUAUUUCCAAAGCUUUUCUCAAACUCCAACCCUCUCACUCCAUUUUUCUCCAAAAAAAAAAAAAAAAAAAAUUCAUCUAACUCUCAUUUUCGCCAUUUUUGCACACUCAGAUCCUUCAAUUCAAUCUCGCAUUCUUCUUUUCAGCUUAAAUUAUUGUACUCACAGUUUUUGCAUCUUCUUCCGGUUUAGCCCCAAUUUUUUUAUUUUUUUUUUCCGAUCCCGUUGACUCUCAUUUCUAGGGUUUAUUGGAGGAGGAGAAAACCAAAUUAGGGUUUUCGUUGGCCAUGUUGGGAACCGGUUUACAGUUCGGGGGUCGUGGACGUGGUGAAGAUCGGUUUUAUAACUCUGCUAAAGCGCGUAGAGCUCAACAGAACCAACGCGCCGAACAACUACGGCGAGCUCAGAGUGACGUCACGCCAUCUCCGUCUUCUUCUUCUUCUUCUUCGGUCAAGGAAACUACGGUUCAAAGGGAGCCCGAUAACCAUGUUGACCGGGUUAGCUUUGGGGAACCGCAGAAGCCGAUUGCGAUGCCGGUUAUUGAACCUGUCUCGCCGUUGAGUAAUCUUGAGCGGUUCGUUCAGUCGAUCACGCCGUCCGUACCUACUCAAUACCCUUCUAAGACGACGAUGAAAGGGUGGAGUGGUGAAGUUGAAUCCCGGCCAUUUUUUGUGUUGGGUGAUCUGUGGGAGUCUUUCAAGGAGUGGAGCGCUUAUGGUGCAGGAGUUCCUCUAGUAUUGAAUGACAGUGAUUGUGUGAUUCAGUACUAUGUUCCUUACUUAUCCGGUAUUCAAAUAUAUGGAGACUCUGCCAAGUUAUCCGUAAAGCAAAGGCGGCCAGAUGAGGACAGUGACAGUGAUUUUAGAGAUUCAAGUAGUGAUGGAAGCAGUGAUUGCGAAACUGAAAGAUUAAAAUAUAUGCGGGAGCAACAUAGUCAACAUAAUUUGUCUAGUGAUGUUUCCAGGAGGAUAGACAGAUUAUCUUUGAGAGACCAUCCUAGUUCGCUUCAAGAUGAUUUUUCUAGUGAUGAUGGUGAAUCUGCUAUUUCUCAGUCUUGCUUAAUAUUUGAGUAUCUUGAACGGGACCCUCCAUAUAGUCGUGUACCGUUGGCUGAUAAGUUAGCAGAUCUUGCAUUUCGGCUUCCUGAGCUGAAGUCGCUAAGAAGUUGUGAUCUCUUAAGAUCCAGCUGGAUUUCUGUUGCCUGGUAUCCAAUAUAUAGAAUUCCAACUGGGCCAACUUUAAAAGAUCUGGAUGCUUGCUUUCUAACGUACCAUCAUCUUCACACGCCUAUGGGAGGUGUAUGGAAUGCUUGUGCUCCAGUUGUAAUGCGUCCUAGUGCGACAGAAGGCGUCCCUAAAAUGUCCUUGCCUGUUUUCGGUCUUGCUUCUUACAAGUUUAGAGGAUCCUUGUGGACUGCAAAUGGGGGAUCUGAGCGCAUAUUAGCAAACUCCCUCUCUCAAGCUGCAGAUGACUGGUUAAGACAGCUUCAAGUCAAUCACCCAGAUUUCCUGUUUUUCAGCCGUCGAUGAUAUCAAAAUGCGACUUUGAUUUUGAUACUCCUGCCGUUCUAAAAGUGAAGCCUGUGAAGCACAGCCGUUGGAUGGUUCCGUUGAACACUGGAUGGCAAGUUUUUCUGCAGUUCUUUGAUUUGGUUUUUGUGUUAUUUGGUUUUGUUGGAAAAGAAAACGACCGAAGAAAAAAAAAGAAAAAAGUGAAAAAAAAAGAAGCAAGAAAAGAACGGAAAUACAGCAUAAGGUGGUGAAGCUUUUGAACGGGUAACGAGGUGCCGUAAUAAAAAGCUCCACCAAAUGAAUAUGAAUAGACGAAAAUAUAGAGUUGUAGAAGAAGGGCUAAGCUUUUUAAGGUAAAAAAAAAUGUGCUUAGUAUUGGCAAGUAGUCAGUCUUGAUCUUGCCCUGUUUUCUGUAAUCUGUUUUUAGUAUGUUGUGAAAAACCAGGAUUUUUUUUUAAUGUCCUGAUGAUGUUGUUGAUGUUAGGAUGUAUUUUAUAAUUUAUAUAAGGGGAUUUUGGCAAUAGAGGUUUUAUGUAAGUGUCAACUUUGAGGUUUCCCCAUAUAAGUUUUUAUUGCUAACUAAGUUCUGUUGUUUAUGUUCAUUAAGAGCUAUAUAUCUGUGGUUUGAAUGAAUUAUCACUCCACUGAUGAUGAUUUUGUAA